CAACAAAAGCUCCGUCUGAAUUGACCUGAAUAAUGAUUAGAUGGCAAAAUGGGAAGGGGGAUGACGAUUUCACGAGGAUCAAAAAUCAGAAAACCGAUGAAAUGGAGGCACGGCGAAGGAUAAUAGAGAAAAGUGCCGAAAGGAAGCGAAGAUUACGUCAACAGCACAUUGAACGCAAAGAAGCAUUAGAAGCGGAAAAACUGCAAUAUGCCAAGGCGGCUGGUGAUGUAAAAAUUCGGCAGCUUAAACGCACGCAGCGACUAGUCGAGGAGCUUGCACGUCGUAAACAUAUCGAACUGCAAGAGUCAUUAAAGAGUAGAAAGAUAAAAUCUGCUGUUCCAUCUGUAUGUAACGAAGCCUUGGAGAAGAAACACGCAGAAUUGAUAGAAAAGAAGACUCAGGAUGAACAGAUACAAACUUCUAAUCUGCCCAGCCCAUGGGACGUCGAAGAAGAUUUUGAAAUAAAGCAGCGGCAGAAGAAAUUAAGCUACAAAAGAGAUCUCCAGAACCAACUCUUAGAUAACCGACGGAGACUGCGUGAGAAAGAAGAGGAGAAGCAUCGUGAGCGAAAAAUAAUGGAAGAAGUUGGCGAGACGAUGCACCAAGAAAAUUUGGAAGCGGAGAAGAGGAAGAAAGAAAUAGCUGCUUUGAUGGAGGCUGAGAAGGAUGCUUUUUUAAAAGCUCGACGAUUUUGGAAAGAGAAGAGGAGGGAGGUUCUGAAGCAGGAACACGACGAGAUUUUGCGAAUCAUCGCUAAAAGGGAGGCUUUGCAAAAGAGGGAAGCUGAAGGAAAGGCUGAUACUCAGGCAGCUAAGGGCGCUAUGUUAGAAAAGAUGAUGAGUAAAUUGAUGGAAGAUGAGCAUAAACGAAUAGAACGAGAAGAAAUUUCCAGGGAAUUGUAUUUGGUAGAGAAAGAACGCAAACUAGCGGCUGAAGCGAUUAAACUGGCGAUGCAAAAGAAACGUACUGCGAGACAACAACUAGAAGAGAUGGCAAAAACUCAGAGAGCUGUGGCUGAAAGGAAAGCGAAAGAAAAUGCGAUCGACGCCGCUUUCGCUAAGUAUUUGGCAGAUGAACGAAAGAAACAGGAGGAAAAGGAAGGUAAAAAGGAGCAAGCACGGCGUGAAAACGUCGUCCAAUAUGGAAAUGAAUUGCGCGAGGCUAUAGAGCAAAAUAAAAUGCAACGUUCGAAGGAUGCAGGAAAGAUAAAGCGUGAAACUAAUAUUAACGAAACCAAGUGUCAUUCGGAAUCUAACUUGGAAGCAGCGAAAUUUCAGCAGGCAAAGAACAAUGUACCUUAAAUAGAAACACUGAAGAUGAAAUUAAAUUUUUAAUUCUACAGCUAUUUAUUGGUAUACAGAUAUAUACAAUGAUGCGCGAAAACCAUCGCUCUCGCGGUUCUUGCGGCUCUCGUCAUUUAUACAAAGUCCGUGUAAAAAUACAGCAGCCCCAUCUUAUAUUGGAUAUUAAGUACGUGAUAAAUUAACAGUCUCGCCUCGGGCGUGUCCAGUAUCGAAAAAUCGGACGGGAACAGCUAACUAACGAGUUUCGUUCUGCCGAUCGGAUUUUUCUUGGCAAUCGAGGCAAUUCUCGAGCGAUUUCUUCUACCAUUUUUACCCCUUCCAUUUGCAAUUUUUCAUUUUCGAUUUAUAACAAUUGUCAUGUAAUAUCAAAACGAUCGUUUCAAUUUCUUUUUUCCUUCUUUCUCUGUUUCUCUUUCACUCUGUGUUAAAACAUGUUCGGCGUAAGAAGGGGUUGAAGUAGCGAAACAAGUAGCACUCGAGCAUUAAGAAUAACUAUAAGUACGAACGUUAGUUUUCUCGGUGACUGGCUAGUCGCCAUAGUCGCUUACAAAUUAAUUUGAUCGGUCGAUCGUUCUCAUCUCUUCUUUAAAUGACGAGUAAAUUAAUAUAUCUAUCGUUAAAACAUUAUACACUUGGAAACGAUACAGUAAUAUUCGGAAAUGAACUCGUGAAACGCAUUCCUGAGAUCAUAGAGAAACUCUUUUCUCGGAAGAUCGUCGUUCAAUGGAUGAUCGUAAUGAUCUUAAACUUUAAAAACUGAAUACUAUUAUAAGUUGCCUAUUUGUAUUCCUUACACGCUACGUGAAAUCCGUAUCUCCACGUAUCGAAAUUGCAUCUCGACGAAUGGUCCUGACCUACGGCUCUUUCUUCCAGCGAACUAAACAACCUCUAUAGAGAAUUUCUUAAGUACGAAGCGAUAACGAGGGAGGGAAUUAGGCGACAUGGCCACUGGCUCAGAACCGGUCAAGUUCACGAAUUUAACACAGAUUGGUCUUAAAAGUAAAAUCACAUUUCCUUUGAUAACCCAUUUGCCUACAUCGACUCGCUACUCUUGUUUUCUCUUUCGGCUGACGCGGCUUUCUACGCGUCGUUUCUUCUCUAACUUUUCUCUAAGAGAAACGAAGGAGGAAAGAUGGAUCCAACAAUCUCUUAGCCAGUCGGAAACUGCAGUCGCACUAGCUGAUGCUUCUCUGAUGUUUCGUUUAAUAAAUAGUACCCGACUAUUCGAGUAAACGUUUCUGACUAAAUAAUAAUCGCUUACGAUUUACGUAAUAUUAGGCCAAUGGGUUAAUUAAAUAUUAGUCGCGUAACACAUAUUGAACGAUCGACUCUCAGAGUUUGCAGAGACUCGAUCGCAAUCCGCUUACGCCUGUUGAACGUGUAUAUAAAUUCACGUAAAAGUAAAAUCACAUAUUCUUACGAUUUAAGUACACGUACGCACGUAUGUAUACACACAAGCAGAUUUUUGUUCAUUUAUUCGCAGCAAUCGGCAAAAUACUCUACUGGUUUUAAUCAGAGGUGGGCAAACGAAGCGUGUCUCGAUGGUUCUUUCGCGUUAUAACGAUAUACGACGUAUCAUUUUACGCGUAAUUCCCCUCUUGUACGAUACGUUAUGGCAGUAUUUAUCGCAGCGUGUUUUACAUUAAUGAACAACGAAAAAUAGAUUUGCCCACCUCCGUCCCUUAACGCUAAUAAUAUCUCAUCAACGGUGAACAAAUCUGGUCAGAAAUUUCCUGUUGCUCUUCGUCAACGAGACCAAUCACGACGCUUUCUCUCGGCGUCUUAACGAUGAUACAAGCGUUUUUUUUUUUUUCUUUUUUUUUUAA
This is a messenger RNA of Bombus pyrosoma, 3130 nucleotides long. RefSeq names its product meiosis-specific nuclear structural protein 1-like. The transcript is spliced from 5 exons. The record is from RefSeq and is a predicted model, not a curated record. The coding region runs from base 33 to 1301 and encodes 422 amino acids. Lineage: Eukaryota; Metazoa; Arthropoda; Insecta; Hymenoptera; Apidae.